Messenger RNA from Bombus huntii, 3632 nucleotides. RefSeq lists its product as uncharacterized. NCBI's taxonomy places the organism in Eukaryota, Metazoa, Arthropoda, Insecta, Hymenoptera, Apidae. Gene Ontology annotation, molecular function: protein binding. The record is from RefSeq and is a predicted model, not a curated record. Bases 653 to 3385 code for a protein of 910 amino acids. The transcript has 8 exons.
UUGAACGCUCGCAGAUUUCGUGUAGCUAUUUAGUCGUUUUGUAAUUCAAUAACGAACGCAGUGUAUGCGGUGAACGCGUGAAUCUCUUUUUGCCAUGUUAGCCAUAAACAGUUGUCAUCGUUCUCACUUUUUUACGGGUGACAUAUUCGCGUGUUCCGAUUCAACGAGGCGACUACACUCAAUCGUCGAACCGGUUGCAGAACGAUCGAUCGAUAGUGCACAAUCGUGUUCGCGAUCCUAGUUUAUCUAGCAUUUAGCAUGAAUAAUUAGCUUUCUAAGCGAUACGUUCAAAACAAAUGGUAAAUACGAUAUAUUCUACGAAUAGCUUUUAUUUAUUAUAUCAUGAAAAGAGCUCUCUAUUUGUCGUGAUAAUAAAAACGCAACAGUGAAUAUCGCCGUUUUCAGGACUCCCUUGUCAAUUUUGUACCCCUUGUUAUUGUUUAUGCGACUUACCGUAUAUCGUUUAUUCCUUAUUUCGCGACUUUAUCAUAUUUUCUUAACUCGUUGGACUUCCAAAUAAACUAAUUAUUCGCGUACACAGAUAUUAUACAUUUUUGCUUUUGCAAGCGAAACAAAUACGUAGAAUUUUACAAAUUAUAAUAUUGCGUUACAAACAUUAUUUCUCUUUAGGUAUAGGAGUAAAUUCGCGAUUAUGAUACGUACUGUAUAUCGAAUUUGUUCGCAGGUAAAAGGUCAUAAGGAUAUCUUUUCAUUGAAAAGGCAAGGAUCAUCGAACAUGACGAAUAUCAACGCAGUGCCUGUACCUCGGAACCAAAAUACCGCAUUAAAUUCCACUAGUUUUCACUUGUCGAAUGGGAUCGAAAAUGUAAUCGACAAGAUCGAGAAUCUUCGGCUUACUCACGACACGGUCGAUCAAUCGAAUGAAAUACGCGAUUUCGACGCGUAUCGGACGAAACACAGCGUACGAAGAGUCCCCGGCUGUCAAACGUCGAACAAUAACGACAUCUACGACUGCGAUCAUAACCAUGAUAGGGAGAACGAUCGAAACGAUCUGAUUGAACGGGGACCGAUUAAAUCGCAAUUUUGUUCGCUGACUCGCAGUCAACCUUACUGGACGAGCGUUGAACAGCCACGGAAUUUUCAAGCAAACGAAACAUUUCCAAUCGAUUACGAUAAAACCGCGGAACAAAUUCUACGUGAUAAAGAAUGUAGUGAAAAAUUGAACGCCUGUCUCGAUCAAUUACAAGAUUUGGAGAGAACGAGCUGCACUUACGAUAGUAACGCUAGAGAUGAAGAUAAAUCGCAAGUCUAUAGUUUAAGGAAGGAUUUUUCUUCGACUCCAUCGACGAUCGUCGGGAACGCUUUAAGCGACGACUUGUUAUUAUUGGAGAAUGUGCUAUGCGGAGCUUUUCAAGCCGCCCAACACGUAACAAAGAAGAGUUUCCUUCGUUCGCAGGAAACGGUGGAAGCUUUCUUCGAUACUUGUUUGACCGAUGGUAAUACGAUCGUUUCCAGUUCUGAGAGCUGUGAAUCGAAUCGUACUCACUCGCCGGCUUUGCCCAUUUCUACACAAUCUUCGGGAAGAUCGCAACCAAAGACGAAUCACAGCCCAAUCGGCUCUCCUCGGAUCACAGUCACAUCAACGUGCAGACCGGCGCAGAUUUUCUCCUGUUCUUCAAGCUGUUCGCCUUCUUCUUCGAAUCAGUCGUACGGUGACACAUCAAGUCCGAACAGUUCGUUUACGUAUCAGACAACAGCCGGUUCGCGAAUCGAGGAACGAUUCAAACAGGAUUUCGAAAAUUUCCAGUUUUGCAGGCUCGAUGGCGAUACUGUCGUCUCCAACACCGUAGUAAAUAAUAUCGACGAUAAUGAACUGUGGUCACAAGUGAUGGAUGAACUAGUGAAUAAUUUAAACGGAGAAAAAGACAAAGUGGGAGAAACAUAUUUGCAGGACCCUUCGAAAGUGGAAAACGCCACGAAUACGAUUACCUUCCAAACCAAUAACUUGCAGCAAGUCCGACACUCUUCGAAUCGCGAUGAUAUCCCCAACGAAGGUGUAACGGUUGCGAAACCUGUGUCUUGGUCCGAUGUAUCGUAUCCUCUGGUAUCACGAGCUAACAUUCCUCAGAAAGAUACCCAGAAGAUCGAAACGACGGACAAUGCUAUAAAUGCGCCUUUGCUUUCAAGUUACACAAAAUAUGAUAAAAGUUACGGUACUCUAGUUAAACAACGUCCGGCAGAAACAAUCAGUACGAAGGACGAUAUCCAUCAUGAGCGUAAUUUCUCCCCGUUGUUUAACUCGUUUGGUGACUCCUCGCCAACCGCGGGCGCGAUCAUCGCUACCAAUUUCAGCUUUGAUGAUUUUACUACGAAAAGCUUACCAACGAGUCCUAAAGACGAUUAUCAAAUCCCAAAGAUGGUUGCUUCGUUCGAAGAUCAUUCUCAGCAACGCUGUUUUAGCAAUUCCGAUCGAAAUACGAUACCCUGGUCAUCGUUAAAUUUGCCAUCUGUAAAAGCAAGCGAAAAAUUGAAAGAAAAAUUGGAUCCGCAAGAAGUGAAGAAGGCUAUGAUUAGUCUGCUUAAACGGUCGGCAAAAGAACUAGCCAAACAGGACAAAGAUGGAGAUACAAAACUGAUGUGCUUGGUUGGCAACCCGAACGAACUUGUUCAAAAGAUGGCCUAUUUGGUACCACUCGUAGAACGUAUGAGUACAAUCACAGGAGCUUUAACGAUUAUGAACAAUCGCGGCGAUGAUGCGCUUUACUUGGCUGCUCUGAAUUGUCCACAAUUUCCGUUCGUUGCUGGUUAUUUAGCUGCGACUAUGUUGGAAAAAGGAAUCAACUUCACUCAACGAUUGUAUCAUACUCGAGGGGAUACACUGAUACAUUCGAUCGCUUCACAAGGGGAUUCUCAUGAAGAAACUCUAGCUGAAUUGUUGGCUUUGAGAACCAUUCAAGGGAACCGGCUAUUUGACCUAUCGAAACGUAACUAUGAUGGUAGAACAGCGCUCCACAUUGCGAUCGAAUCGCAUAUACCAUUUACAAAAGGAAUCACGUCAUUGGGAACGAUAAAACUACUGUUAAAAUACGGAGCAGAUCCUAGAAUCAAAGAAACAAAAUAUGGGAACAAUGCAUUACAUAUGGCGGUUUCUUUGGAUUGCGAUCCUGUUCUUGUAAAGUUAUUACUGGAUACUUGGGCUUCUGAUUUGGUGAACGCCGUCAAUUACAAUCACGACACAGCGUUGCACGCGGUAGCAGCUAUGUCGACCAACGUUUCCUUCGACAGGCAGAAGGAAGUGUGUUGGCUAUUGGUUCAGGCCGGAGGCCACACGAAUUUACUGAAUCAUGAAGGAAAAACACCGUUAGAUCUUGUUUCCACGGACAGGAAGGGAGCUAUCAGAGAGAUUUUUCACAAGAGGUCUUAAGGACGAACGUAGCAUCGCAAUAUUUUAAUAUUGCAAUGUUGCUACACCGCACUCUCUCGUAUCGUUUUACAUAUACGUAUAUUAUCGUUCACGCAUCUUAUCAUUCGAACUGUUUCUCUGCUACAGACCGUCUUUUAUACAGUCUCCCAAAUAUGGAUAAGAAAACAAAUCAAUUUCGAUAACAGCAAUUAGGUUGUAGAAAUAUCGUUAUACAGAUCCAUGAUACAAAUACACAGUUGAGAUGUAA